Messenger RNA from Struthio camelus australis, 4702 nucleotides. The record is from RefSeq and is a predicted model, not a curated record. NCBI's taxonomy places the organism in Eukaryota, Metazoa, Chordata, Aves, Struthioniformes, Struthionidae.
AUGGUCUUCUACUCACUAAUUUUUUUGCGUUCCUUGCUGCAUUCUCAAAGUCUCCAUCCCUUUCUCUCUCUCCUUACAAAAACAAAAAAAGAUGGACAAAAGUGCAACUGUCUUGUUUGUAAUUUUUUCCCCAGGGAAGAAAACUCAUCUCCUUCCUUGGGGAAAGAUAGAGCAGACACAGUGAUCAUCGGUGGUGGUUGCGUUGGUGUGAGUCUAGCCUAUCACUUGUCUAAAGCUGGCAUGAAAAAUGUCGUUCUGCUGGAAAAAUCUGAGCUCACUGCAGGAUCUACUUGGCAUGCAGCUGGUUUAACUACUUACUUUCAUCCUGGAAUAAAUCUGAAGAAAAUCCAUUCUUACAGCAUCAAACUGUAUGAAAGGCUGGAAGAAGAGACUGGACAGGUCGUGGGGUUUCAUCAGCCUGGCAGCAUCAGAAUUGCUUCAACCCCCACUAGGGUAGAUGAAUUCAAAUACCAAAUGACUCGUGCUGGUUGGCACCCAACAGAACAAUACUUAAUCACUCCUGAGAAAGUACAAGAGUUGUUUCCCUUAUUGAACAUGGAUACGGUUUUAGCUGGCCUGUAUAACCCUGGAGAUGGUCAUAUUGAUCCCUACUCUCUUACUAUGGCCUUGGCUGCAGGAGCCAGAAAAUACGGUGCUCAGUUAAAUUACCCAGUCCAAGUGACUAAUCUGAACUGCCGAUCAGAUGGGACAUGGGAAGUUGAAACUCCACUUGGAGUAAUUCAAACAAAAAGAGUUGUUAACGCUGCAGGCUUCUGGGCCCGUGAAAUAGGCAAGAUGAUUGGUCUGCAGCACCCGCUCAUACCAGUUCAUCACCAGUAUAUUGUGACAUCAAGUAUCCCUGAAGUGAAAGCCCUGAAAAGAGAAUUGCCUGUGAUUCGUGACUUAGAAGGAUCAUAUUAUCUAAGGCAAGAAAGGGAUGGACUUUUAUUUGGUCCGUAUGAAAGACAGGAGAAGAUGAAGCUACAGGACUCAUGGGUAACAAAUGGAGUCCCACCUGGUUUUGGAAAAGAACUUUUUGAGUCUGAUUUAGACAGAAUAAUGGAGCAUGUUGAGGCUGCUAUGGAAAUGGUACCUGUUCUGAAACAAGCAGACAUCAUAAACACAGUUGCGGGUCCUAUCACCUAUUCUCCAGACAUUCUUCCUAUGGUGGGACCACAUCAGGGUGUCAGAAAUUACUGGGUAGCAAUUGGUUUUGGGUAUGGCAUUAUACAUGCUGGAGGCAUAGGAAAGUACCUCAGUGACUGGAUCCUUGAGGGGGAGCCUCCAUUUGACUUGAUAGAAUUAGAUCCAAAUCGCUAUGGAAAGUGGGCUACCACAGAAUAUACAGCGGCCAAAGCAAGAGAAUCUUACGGAUUUAAUAACAUUGUUGGUUAUCCUAAAGAAGAAAGAUUUGCUGGAAGACCAACAGAAAGAGUCAGUGGGCUUUAUGAUUUACUGAAGUCAAAAUGUUCAAUGGGCUUUCAUGCAGGAUGGGAACAACCUCAUUGGUUCUACAAACCUGGAGAUGAGACUGGAUACAAGCCCAGUUUUCGGCGCACAAACUGGUUUGACCCUGUGGGUCGUGAGUAUAAGCAGGUUAUGGAGAAAGUCGGUGUGAUUGACCUGUCACCAUUUGGCAAGUUUAAAGUAAAAGGCACUGAUUCUGUUAAACUGGUGGAUCAUCUGUUUGCAAAUGUUAUUCCAAAGGUGGGUUCUACAAAUAUAAGUCAUAUGUUAACACCAAGAGGAAAAGUUUAUGCUGAGCUAACAGUCUCUCAGUUGUAUCCCGGAGAAUUUAUGCUUGUGACUGGCUCUGGGUCAGAACUCCAUGAUCUGCGAUGGAUAGAAGAAGAGGUGGUCAGAGGUGGAUACAAAGUUGAUAUAGAAAACAUGACAGAUGAAAUGGGAGUACUUGGUGUAGCAGGUCCAUACGCACGGCAUGUCCUCCAGAAGUUGACAACUGAGGAUCUGAGUGACAGUUCAUUUAAGUUCCUCCAGUCCAGACAUUUGAAACUUUGUGAUAUUGCUGUUACUGCUGUUAGGAUAUCCUACACAGGUGAACUGGGCUGGGAGCUCUAUCACAAAAAAGAAGAUUCUGUAGCUCUUUACAGUGCUAUCAUGGAAGCUGGCCAAAAAGAGCAAAUCGACAACUUUGGAACAUACGCUCUGAAUGCUUUAAGGUUGGAAAAGGGUUUCCGAGCCUGGGGGGCAGAGAUGAACUGUGACACUAAUCCUUUGGAAGCUGGACUGGAAUAUUUUAUAAAGCUAAACAAGCCAGCAGACUUUAUAGGAAAGCAAGCACUGAAGCAGAUUAAAGAAAAGGGGUUGAAACGGCGGCUGGCAUACCUCACCUUGGAAACAGAAAAUGUUGAUCCAGAGGGAAAUGAAAGUGUGUGGCAUAAUGGCAAGGUUAUUGGCAACACCACAUCUGGCUGUUUCAGCUACAGUGCUCAGCAGAGUCUGGCUUUUGCAUAUGUUCCCACAGAACUCAGCAAAGUUGGACAGAAUUUGGAAGUUGAACUUUUAGGAAAAAAUUAUUCAGCAACUGUUAUUCAAGAGCCAUUGGUGCUGACUGAACCGACAAGAACCCACCUUCAGAGAAAGGGUAGAAGUCCCAAAGUGUAAACACAGAUGGUGGAUACAGGAAGUUGUGCAGUAAGAAAUAGUUCCAUUUAUACCCGUGAAAUUAAGAGAAUCAAGCUAUUCAGAUUCAUUAAUCACUAAACGUAAGAUACUCAUUGCUACAUCAGUGAGGAAUUUUAUGGUGGUACCCCCUUGCUUCCUUGUAUGGGCUAUUCACGUCGGAGAUCUGAGCACAGUUAGUGAACUGCUGUGCAUUCCUCCUCCUCAGUAGCGGUUGUGAGCAGGAAGUGGCUGGGAAUGAGUAGAUCCUCCACUCAGCUUGCCCACACACUGUCCAGCAGAUCUGAGUUAAGGCGGAGGAGAAAAUUGCUCUUGGUAUUGGCCAACAGCAAAUUCUUUCCCCUUGAGAUGUGAUUCCUCCCUUGCCUGUCUUUGCGGUGAAUUACUUCUUCUUUGUUCCUUGAUAUCACCAACUUAUCAUUAAAAUAAUAUCACUAGCUCUGCACAAAAAUGCUCUCUAAAGUACUGAAAUAAAUUUCAGCAAUGGUUAAAAAAUAAUACUUAAAAGGAAACUGAACUGCUAACAUUCCUUCCUAAUACGUUAUCCUGGCAGAAAUUCUGACAAAAGAUCAAAAUUUAGUUCUUCCUAAUUAAACAUUUAGAGGAAGCCCAUUCUUCGUAGUCAUUGUUUUAUAUGGAUCUUCUAGUAGAUUACAUGUAAAAUUUUACAAUACACAUGAUGUUAUUGCUCAAUUUCUGGAUAGAACUAAAAAGUACUGCAUGAUGGAGCACUGACUUAGUGGUAUAAAUCUGAAGAUGUAGACACUGAAGAACUGUUGUUCCUUUUCCUGUUAAUUAUAAACUGAACAGCAGUAAGAACCAUAUGUUGUUACACAGAAAUACUGACAAUUAAAAUAUAUAAUUAAAGCCGCAGCAGAGGGUUUUUUCAAUGUUAAAUAGCUGAUAACCUGAAUAAGCAGGAUUGGGAUAAUAAGAGCAACAGGAACACACUAAAUGAUUAAAACACACUUCUGAGUUCCAUAAUGUGCUCAACAAUUCUUUUAAAUCAACAAUGUCACAAUUUCCAACUUACAAAGAAUAAUGCCCAUCAUUAGGCUGCAGAUAAUCUUUUUCUAUGGUCAUAUGAAUAUAAAGAAUGUCCAAAAUGCACUUUCUUCCAAAGGAGUUGGUGCUUCUAAAUCUUCAGCAAAGAAGAAAUGUAUAAAUAGAAUAUGCAGUAGAAACACAGUUUGAAUAAUGAACACCUGUUCUUACUAGAGAAUUAAUGAAAGUUGGAAUUGCAUUCUGCUGUUCUGAAUAUCCUUUACAACACAGGUCAAAAUAAAAUAUAAGAUAUGGCUGGUUUGUACAUACUGCUGUCUUGAGGGAAAAAUCCAUUCAGAAAUUAUUCUCUGUUACUCUUUCGUAAGUGAUUUAGUUCUACUUUGCUGAACCAAUCAGAGAUGUUAUUUUUGCUAAACCUGCAGAAAGGGCAGGUUUUCUGCAGCCUGUGCAGGCAAUAAUGAUGAAUCACAGAUAUAAUUCCAACAUUCAGGUGAGCUCAGAAACUGUAUCCUCUUAUGUACUUGUACCACACUUUCAACUGUAACCUCACAACCACUGGUUUUCUCCUUAUAAGCCAAUGGAGAUGACCUGUCCCUUUUAAAAUAUAAUAUUCAUAGAUAACAGGUGCAUGGGACUGCUAAAGAGUCCUGCCUUUAUUCAGUAAGGCAUUCAAGAAUAUAUUUUAGUUGAGGUAUGUGCACAAGGUUAACAAGCAUGUAAGUGCUUUCUUGUACUCAGGCUCAGAUUCAAUACAUGACCAUGAAAACUCUGGAGUAAGACUAUACGUAGACUGUGAAUACGUAUGAUCUAAAGAGAGAAGGCCCGAAUACUGAUUUCUGACGGGCUUCUCACUGACAGCUACUGUCAUGCAAGUCCAGUCAAGAUUGAGCCUUGGCCAGUUAAUUUUCCUUUCAUUUCCAGAUUUAGGGUAUCAGACAAAAGACAUGGUAAGACAUGGUUUCUGGAAAAAGGUGAUAAGGUUUCUUUACUGCAGCCCAUUUGUAAGACCAAAACAACCUCCUGUGCCUUUCUGAUCAUAAAAAUGACAAAUGGA